ACCUAAAUGACUCAACUAUUUAAUUAUUCACAGACUUCAACCAGGUGAUUUUACACCAUUCGCCAGAGACGAUCUGUUUUUAUAUACAUUCUACCAUUUGAGAAUACGCAUAAGACAACAUUGACAGAAAUCUGUAUUAAUUGUAAGACGUACGUUAAAGUUGGCCAAAAAGUGCUCAUAAAUAUUAAUCAAUGCAGACAUAGCACUUUUCACUUUUUAUUGUUCGUCCUUUUUAUUGAAAAUCAGUCUUUAAAAUAUUAAGUACAUAUUAUUAAAAAAAAAACGAUUUUCAUCAGUUUUCAUUGAGUUUUAAAGCUGCAUUUAUCAAAAGAAGAUCUAUCACUCGACCUUGUUACCUUGUUUCAGUAUGUCGAGACUAUUAAUAACGGGAGGAUGUGGUUUCAUCGGCAGUAACUUCGUCCAGCUAUGUCUGGAGAGUGAAGAUGUUGCUUUUGUGGCAAAUGUGGACAAAAUUGUAGACAUCAGCAACUCCAGAUACUGUCAUGCUGACAUUGCGAACUACAAACACUAUGCGGUAGAUCUGAACAACCAAGCGGCCCUCCUCAAGAUUCUACAGGAUGAGAAGAUCACUGAUGUUGCUCACUUUGCUGCAAUGAGUCACGUCGAUGACUCAUUCAAGGAUCCAGGGGCCUACGUGGACUCCAAUGUGAAGGGAACCCUGUCGCUCCUCUCAGCCAUGCAACAGUAUGGCAAAGUCACCAGGUUUCUGCAUGUGUCGACAGAUGAAAUCUACGGCGACAACCGCGAAGGCCGAGACCACAUGCCCGACUCACCUACCCAUCCUCAGAACCCCUACUCGGCCAGCAAAGCAGGAGGAGAGGCUCUGGCCCGAGCAUUUAGUGAAAGCUUCGGCCUGCCUUUACUAAUUGUGCGAGCUAACAACAAUUACGGCCAGUACCAGUAUCCCGACAAGGUAAUGGGUCGCUUCAUUUGUCAAUUGCUGGAAAAUGAGCCAAUCACAAUCCACGGAUCGGGGGCAGUGAAAAGAAGUUUUAUUCACGUGUCUGAUUGCUGCAGAGCUAUUUACACUGUGCUGAAAAAGGGAGAAAUUGGUCAGAUUUACAACAUAGGCAGCGCGGAUGAGAUCAAGAUUAUAGACUUGGCCCAUAAACUGAAAGAAAUGAUCGGGGGAACUAGUGAGAUUAAACACGUGAAAGACAGGGUGAAAAACGACCUCGGUUACCGAGUAGAUGCCUCGAAACUCCUCGACCUCGGCUGGACCAAGCAAGUUUCUUUCGAAGAUGGUCUGCAGCAGACUAUAGAUUGGUUCAGAGAAAAUAAGGACCUCAAAUGCUGGACUAACAAGCGGCUGAAAUUCUUGGUAUACGGAGGCAAAGGCUGGAUUGGUGAAAUGGUUGUUAAUUAUUUGAAAAAACACGGUCAUAUACUUAUAGUAAGCGAGAAGCGACUUGAAAAUAGUGCAGAAAUCGAGCAAGAAAUCAGCGAUGUCAUGCCUAGUCACGUGAUCUCACUAGCAGGGCGAACUUCGGGCUAUGUUGACGGGAAGUACAUUGCAACUAUAGACUACCUUGAAAAACCCGGAAAAUGGCGGGAAAAUGUAAGAGACAACCUUUUUGCUCCUGUUCACCUUGCACUUUUGUGUCAAAAACUGUACAUACACUUCACGUAUUUGGGAACCGGCUGUAUAUAUUUAUACGAUGAAGUACACGCACCUGAAAAAAGUUCACCAGGGUUUACUGAAACUGACCCUCCAAACUUCGAUGGUUCUGCGUACUCGUAUGUCAAAGGGUUCACAGACACUUUACUCAACGACCAAAAAGGCGUUCUUAACUGCCGAAUCCGGAUGCCAAUUGACAAUAAAGACCACCCAAGGAACUUCGUCACAAAAAUCACAAGUUACAAGAAGAUUUGCUCUAUUCCUAACUCAAUGACGGUACUUCCGGAGUUCAUUCCUAUCAUUGUUGACAUGUGUGCUAGAAGAAUUGACGGAACCUUCAACUUGACCAACCCAGGAAGGAUCUCUCACAAUGAGAUCUUGGAAAUGUAUAAAUGUCACGUGAACCCGCAAUUCGAGUGGGAGAACUUCACAGAUGAAGAAAUGAUGAAGAUUCUGCUGGCACCGAGGAGUAACAACUUCCUCGAGACGGAAAAGUUGCAAAAGAUGUACCCCGAAGUACGCACCGUACAUCAAUCAGUCGUUGAAGUUAUGAAAAAUUACAACAAAUCACAAUGAAAAAGAUUUGAGGGCAACAACCUCUUUUUCUCGCUAAAUAAGAGGGCGGUAGUUGAAAUUAGAUGAAAGUAAAACAAAUAUUAACAUUUUUCCGAAUUCAGAAAGAAAAAAAAACUUUUUUAUGAAUUUAAAAUCAAAUUUCUGCGCACAUUUUUUUUACUUUCAUCUCAUUUUAGUCUUCCGAUAUCAGCAUAUCGUUUAUCGUUUAUGUACAUAAAUUUAUUCAACUUUUAAUAUUCUUCUUGACGCAUGUGCACAGAAGUUUAAUUAAGUGGGCUAGGAUUUUCUAUUUUAAAAAACUUUGAAAUCAAAUACAUCACAUUUAUGGUGCAUGAGAUGGGAGGUUGAUAAACGGGGAACUGUAAAUUGAGUAUAAGCGUCUGAAAUUCAAAAAAGUGGGAAAUUCAGACUACAUUUUUUUUUGAAAAAGUAACUCAGCCCCACCUGUAAUGGAUUCAACCGAGCAGAUCGCCGCGUAAAUAGUGCUUAAAUUUUUUACGCCUAAAUCAAAACUUUCCUCGUCCUAAUAGCCCAGUUUUCGAUUUAAAAACAGUGUAGUCUGAUUUUCCCGUAUGCUGAUUUUCACGCAACUUACCAGUAUCAGAUGAGCGAUUAAAACCUUCAGUGUUUUUGGUAGUGGUACAACCUAUUUUAACCUCUACAACCUCGAGAAAUGAGACAGCAACAUUUUCCAGUGCUCUUUAUUGUAGAUAAUUUGAUUUGAAAUGUAAAACAGAAAAUUUUAUAUAUCAACUGCAAAUGUCAGAUAUCUGUAUUUUGUGACUUUUUUCUAUACAUAUCUAAUAACCUGUGCUUAAUUUCUUUAUGUAAUCAAAGAUGAUUUCGCUAUAUUAUUCCAACAGGGCAAAUUUAAAAAUUCAUCCCCGGUA
Messenger RNA from Symsagittifera roscoffensis, 3105 nucleotides. RefSeq lists its product as uncharacterized. Lineage: Eukaryota; Metazoa; Xenacoelomorpha; Acoela; Convolutidae. The transcript is spliced from 5 exons. Bases 368 to 2215 code for a protein of 615 amino acids. The record is from RefSeq and is a predicted model, not a curated record. Gene Ontology annotation, molecular function: oxidoreductase activity.